Drosophila yakuba is the source of this 2526-nucleotide messenger RNA. RefSeq names its product G protein alpha o subunit (gene Galphao). The record is from RefSeq and is a predicted model, not a curated record. Bases 401 to 1465 code for a protein of 354 amino acids. NCBI's taxonomy places the organism in Eukaryota, Metazoa, Arthropoda, Insecta, Diptera, Drosophilidae. Gene Ontology annotation, biological process: adenylate cyclase-modulating G protein-coupled receptor signaling pathway. Gene Ontology annotation, cellular component: heterotrimeric G-protein complex. Gene Ontology annotation, molecular function: G-protein beta/gamma-subunit complex binding; G protein-coupled receptor binding; GTPase activity. The transcript has 8 exons.
AAAACAGUUGAAUUCAGUUGAAUUCUGCCAGCUCUCUAGAAAACUCGCACAAAAGAGAGCUAAAACCGUUAAUUUAAAGUUCAAAAAUUUAGAAUACGGUCAAAAAAGUGUUAAAUAUAUAUGAAAAAAUAUUGUUAAAUUGAAAAAAAAAAUCAAAAGAUCAAAAACCUGAUAAACUAAAAGAGGUGGUUGAAAAAUCGAAUAUCGAGUUGAAGUGCAGUACUGAAAAUUAAAGUCUAGUGACAAGAUCGAGUCAAUCGGAUAGCGAAAUUAGUUUAGACCCCGAUUUCGAGCCCCGCACGUUGUACACCUGGUUUUUCUCGCUGGCAACGUAGUCGGCCAUUGAGUUGGCCGAUACCAAACGACCUUCAAAACGUUUUGCGUCGAGGCAAUACGCACUAUGGGCUGCGCACAGUCUGCCGAGGAGCGAGCCGCAGCCGCCAGGAGUCGCCUCAUCGAGCGCAAUCUCAAGGAGGACGGCAUACAGGCGGCAAAGGACAUCAAACUUCUGCUGCUGGGUGCCGGUGAGUCGGGCAAGAGCACAAUAGUCAAACAGAUGAAAAUCAUUCACGAGAGCGGCUUCACUGCGGAGGACUUUAAACAAUAUCGACCGGUUGUCUACAGCAACACAAUACAAUCAUUAGUUGCAAUAUUGCGCGCGAUGCCAACCCUAAGUAUUCAGUACAGCAAUAACGAGCGGGAGAGCGAUGCCAAGAUGGUGUUCGACGUGUGCCAACGCAUGCACGACACCGAGCCCUUCUCGGAGGAGCUGCUGGCCGCCAUGAAACGCCUCUGGCAGGAUGCCGGUGUCCAGGAGUGCUUCUCGCGCAGCAACGAAUACCAACUAAACGAUUCCGCAAAAUAUUUCCUGGACGAUUUGGAUCGGUUAGGCGCCAAGGAUUACCAGCCAACUGAACAGGAUAUCUUGCGUACUCGCGUCAAGACCACUGGCAUCGUUGAGGUACACUUCUCCUUCAAAAACCUCAACUUUAAAUUGUUUGACGUGGGCGGACAGCGCUCGGAGCGUAAGAAAUGGAUACACUGCUUCGAAGAUGUCACGGCGAUCAUUUUCUGCGUGGCCAUGUCCGAGUACGAUCAGGUCUUGCAUGAGGAUGAAACCACGAACCGCAUGCAAGAGUCGCUGAAACUGUUUGACUCGAUCUGUAACAACAAAUGGUUCACGGACACCUCGAUUAUUCUGUUCCUGAACAAGAAGGAUUUGUUCGAGGAAAAGAUUCGCAAGAGUCCCCUGACGAUUUGCUUCCCCGAAUACACAGGUGGACAGGAGUACGGCGAGGCGGCUGCUUACAUUCAGGCUCAAUUUGAAGCGAAAAACAAAUCAACCUCGAAAGAAAUCUACUGCCACAUGACGUGUGCCACAGAUACCAAUAACAUUCAGUUUGUAUUCGAUGCUGUCACUGAUGUCAUCAUAGCAAACAACCUGCGCGGCUGUGGACUGUACUAAGAUGGAUUCCAGGCCGGAUCCUGACUAUGUCGACGUCGAGUCGAUGUUGAUGAUGAUGACGAUUAUGUGGAGCAGAAUGGGGGCGUUAGCAGGGAACACCGUAACGGUAUUAAAGAGCAGCGCGGGAGCACAACAACCCACCAGCAUUGAUCAAAAACCAAACAAUUUAGGAGCAGAUGAUAGAACCAACCAACCGCAACCACACAGAAAACAUAGGACACUGAACAAGCAAAGCCCAAAGAACUUUUAUUUGUUUAACAAAAAACGGCGGACGGACGCAAAUCCCGAACGGAUGUUAUAGGGGAAAUGAGCGACAAGUACAUUACAUAAUAUCGAUAAUAUUGAUGCAGAUGCAAAAACACAUAAUGCUAAUGAUGAUCAGGGCGACAAUGAUAAGAGGCAACAGACAACUGACACUGGGACACGCGAUUUAAGUCAAAUCUGAAAAAAGGCAGUUGAUUGAAAGGCAUUUCCUAUAUACAAACAUAUACAAACACAUACAUAUGCAUUAUGCAAAGCCACAUGUAGGACAUGACACUAACACACUCACACGACAUACACAAGCGCCAGCAUUGCAUACAGUUGUUGUUUGGUCUGAAUAAUUUUUAUAGAAUUUCAUAAUUUAUGUGUAGUUUAGUUUCCUCAUGUAUUUAUUAAAACAAAAACCAAACGAGCGUAUAUCUACAUAUACCGCAUAUAUAUAUACAUACACUUCUAUACAUAUAUAUAUAUAUACAUAUAUAUAAAUAUUAAAUAUUAAAUGUUUCCUGUUGCAAUCUCUCUUUAAAAUUAUUCAUGCCAUCAACGCUCUGCAUUUGUCAUGCUUGUUUAGACUUAAGUUCGAAAGUUUCAAAAAAAUCCAGCGGCAAAGGAAAUAUCAAUAUUCAUUUGAUUGAGUGUCAGCAUGUGGGCUAAAUUAAAUUUAAAAUAACAAACCAAAAGAAAAGAAACGAGGAAAAGAAAACAUAAAAUAUGGAAAGCAAAAUCUUUAACGUUAAGUAAAAUUUAAAGAGAAAUGAAACGGAUAUAAAAUCUAUCUAUUGUAUUUACAAGAACAAAAA